This is a messenger RNA of Drechmeria coniospora, 1929 nucleotides long. RefSeq lists its product as uncharacterized. The coding region runs from base 1 to 1929 and encodes 642 amino acids. The transcript has a single exon. NCBI's taxonomy places the organism in Eukaryota, Fungi, Ascomycota, Sordariomycetes, Hypocreales, Ophiocordycipitaceae. Gene Ontology annotation, molecular function: transcription cis-regulatory region binding; metal ion binding. Gene Ontology annotation, biological process: positive regulation of transcription by RNA polymerase II. The record is from RefSeq and is a predicted model, not a curated record.
AUGAAUCCGACAAACACGACUGUGGGCAAGUCCCUGCCAACGACCUCGAGCCAUUCCACCAACCAAGCGGGCGCCUCCUCGGCCAGCUUCGAGUCGGCUCGUCGACCGAGUCAAACGGGGCACUCGACCCCUCAGGCGAUGCCGAGAAGGACGCAGGUAUCCCGGAAGCAGCACAAGAAUCAACGACGGCCCGGCGCUGCCCCGAGAGUGGAACGUCCCCUGGACGACUAUGACCACAUGGCCGAGCUGCGGGCAGUUAGAAAUGCAUCCAGCCGUCGUGGCCAGACGUCCAUAACCCACCUCCUGACCUACGCACCCCCGCAGUCGUUUCAAGAUCAGAUGCACCAGCCGAGGUCCUAUCGACGCAAUCCCACCUGGGGACCCGGCUCGGGAUAUCACGCCGCCGACAAGUCGAGAUAUGUCCAUGCCAACUACCGAUUCGUCGUCACCCCCGAAGCAUCCUACGCCAAUCACGCCGCGGAUGCCGAUCUGUACCUUGACUGGGCCAACAUCUUGCAGGUCAUCGUCUCCAACGUUUCUCAGUCGGCUUCCUGCCCCAUUUGUCUCUCGGAACCGGUCGCUCCUCGCAUGGCCAAGUGCGGCCACGUUUUUUGUCUCCCGUGCUUGAUUCGCUUCAUGCACUCGACCUCGACCGACGACGAGUCGAAAGCGGGCAAGGGCCCACGCUGGAAGAAAUGUCCAAUCUGCGAGGAUAGCAUCUACAUGCAGGAAGCACGACCGGUGCGUUCUUACGCGGGGCAGGAAACGCCUCUGCCCCGCGUUGGAGACGAUGUGGUCCUGCGACUCAUGGCCAGAAAGGCGAAUUCGACGCUGGCUUUGCCGAGGGAAGGCGGCGGAGAAGCGUUGAACUUGGACGACAUCCCCUGGCAGUUCGCCGCAAAUGUGCUGGACUACGCUCGAAUCAUGAAAGGCACUGCCGAGUACAUGAACGGCCAGUUCGACGACGAGUUGGCUGCGUUGGCAAAGCAGGAGAUGGAAGACGAAGUUUUGUUUGGCCAAGACAACGAAUGGACCCAGAAGGCGACGAAAGCGGUGAUUGCCGAAAAGGGGCGAAUGGAGUCCUUGGCCAACGCCGAAGCCGCCGUCCCGGCACCGGAUACGAAUGGGUCAAAGCAGCCCGCCGAGGCCGACUUUUACUUUUACUGCUCGCCGCCGCACCUGUACCUGUCACCGCUCGACAUUCGCAUCCUCAAAACAAAGUACGGCGCGUUUUCCAACUUCCCGACGACACUUCUGCCAAGGAUCGAGCACAUCUCGACUGGCCAUGUCGUGGACGAGGCGUUGCGAAAGCGGGCGAAAUAUCUAAGUCAUCUUCCCCGAGGCUGCGUGAUCAGCUUUCUGGAGUGUGACUGGACAGACAUCGUCCCGGCCGAAACGUUGGAAUCCUUCUCUGGAGAAAUCGAUCGGCGCCGGAAACGGAAUCGCGACAAGGCGGCCCAGGAAGAGCGCGAACGCCAGCAAGCAGAACGCAUGGAAGCAGCCGACAUCCGGCGAACGUUGGGCACACGCCGCGACGUCGAGUCCCUGGAGGAGCCUGCCUCUUCCACGAUUGAUCUUUCGGACUUCCAACCUCUCGGCGGACAGACGGACGCCAAUUCGUCGGAUUGCCGACUUGGCUUCGACAGCCUCGCCUCCAUGUCGACCAGCCCGUCCACGCAGCGAACCGUUUGGGGCACUGCUGCGAUCCCCGGGUCGCCAGAUCUGGAGCCAUGUCAGACGUCCGUGUCUGUGGAUGACGGAUGGCUGAAGGACGACGAUCUCUUGGGCACCGCCGAGCUGGCGAUGCAGAUAGAGGCCAUUGAGGCCGUGGAAAGCGUUGCUGGCGGGGCGAACGGCGGAACAAGAAAGGGCAAAAAGAAGAAGCAAAAAAUAACGCUGAUGAGUACAGGUGGUAGGAGAGGGAACUAG